AUGACAUAUCGCGGUCCUACGCCCCAUGGCCACGGGUCAGGGUUCAAUGGCCAACAAAGUCAAUAUCCCCAGGUUGUUAACAACGUUAAUAAUGUUAAUAAUGGCUAUGAUGCCUGGGGAAAUCCUCAGUUUCAACUGAAUCAACCUUAUCAGAAUAACGUCUUCACGCCCAUACCGUACUCUCACCCUCAGACGCAACCUCAGCCUCAGCCUCAACCUCAACUUCAACCUCAACCUCACCACCAACACCACCACAAUGCGCAUCAACAAAUCCAUUCGCCGCAAAAUGCGAACUACCAAUUCCAGUCCUACGAUCCCUCCUUCGAUCAACGGCCCCUUCAAUCUUUGCCUCGGAACGGUGUAAAUGCGCCAGGUCAAAUGGCGCACGGCAUGCAACAAACCGUCCAACAAACUCCCCAUCAGCAACAAUAUGUUCAACAAUCCGACUGGCAACACAUGCCACCUCCCAUGCCUAUGCCUUCGCCCUCUUACCAACAACCUUCACCCCAGAUUCCCACAUCGGUAACGCCACAAGCUAUGUCCCAACCGCCACCGCAAUACCAAUACCAACAUCACCAGCAACCACUACAGCAACAUCAACAACAUCACCAAUACCAGCAACAGCAACCUCAACAUCAUCCGCAACAACACCAACACCAACGUAACAUGCCGCAAAACAUUAUCAGCUCGCCUGCACCCGUUCAGUCCCCUCAACUACCGCCUCAGUUUACGCCGACCCCUAGUAAUAGACAUACAAGUACAGGCGCACGAAUGGAUCAUAUGAACCGUGUCUCUGCAAGUCCCCGACUGAGUACACACGGCAUUGCGAGAAGCCCGAGCGUGUCAUCAGCAAGAUCGCCUGCUCCGACACCAGGCCUCUUGCCGCAUCAUGCGGAUACAAAUUCCCUUCUGAUCUGUCUCGCCGAGGAGUUCUUUGCUAAGGCGCGGAAUGAGUCGGUAUCUAUGGUGGAUAAUGUCGAUGCGCAGUGCCUACAUGAAUACCAGAAGCUUGUCGCCACGGGAUUAGGCUGCCUCGAAGUGGUUUUGGAUAGUCCAAAGCUGGCGCCGCGGCUAGAAGCUCAAGUACGAUUUCGUUACGCUAGCAUUCUGUGUGAGGAAACAAAUAAUGUGAUGGAGGCAGAAACUGCUCUAACCAAGGGAAUUACCCUUUGCGAAAGAAAUCGAUUUGCCGACUUGAAAUAUGCUAUGCAUUUCCUUCAGAUUAAACUUCUUUUUGCGCAACAAAAGGUCAAGGCAGCCAUGAUCGCCGUAGAUGGUCGGAUACGGGACGCCGAAGUAAUGAAGCACUACAACUGGGUUUACGCUUUUCGCUUUCUAAAGACUUCCAUGUAUCUACAGUCUACUAACCCGGCGGAAACGCACGCCCUCGAAAAUUUGAAGGCGAUCGCCAACCUUGCCAGUCAUAAUAAUGACCGUGCUAUAUUCGUAGCCGCCUCUUUGCUAGAGGGUCUGAGUCUCCUCAAGACUAUGAAGGACGAUGCCAUCGUUCGUAUACAAGCUUGUAUUGCGCAGGCUUUGAAGUAUCAACUCGAGGAUUCGUUUCACAUUCCGCAACUCCAUAUUCUGGCGCUUAUGCUUGACCUCGCCUGCAGUUUACAUCAAAAGUCGGUUCAGGUAAUCAGUCAGAAGUCCAAGUGUCUCCAGGAUCACAUAGAUGCCUCCAUGAACGACAAGACGUGGCGCCCUAUAGACGCGGAGCUGCUGCUCCCUGUUCGGAAAGGCAAUCCGCUGGUAAUUAGUCAGGAUACGUCGGCUGUACUGAAGCCUGGACGUGACGAUAGCCCCUACGACUACCUCGCCAUGUCGUUCUGGACUAAAUUGGAGGCAUUCACUGUAACGUAUACGUAUAGCGGUCUCGCGCUUUUGUAUCAAACUCCUCGUAAUGAUAGGAGGAUAUUUAAGCUCUGGGAGGAAGCUCUAACUCAAUUGUUAAAAGGAAUUCGACUUCAAGGACUUCCUAAUUCUCUGGCGGAUGCUAUCACGAGAUCGGAUUGGCAAAAGGAAUGGAUGUGUUAUCUUUAUAUCCUUCAAGGUCUACAUCUUGCAACGCACACUCGAUGGAAUGAAGUAAAGCAGUGCUUGACACAUUUGGAGGCUAUGGUCAAACCUCCGCUCGAAGGUAUCGUCGUGCUGUAUUCGACAUACCUCUCAGGAGUAUAUCACCAAGGCACCGGCGAUCUAGAGACCGCCAGCAUGAUCUACGGUAAUCGGAUUUUUAGCCUUGACGAUGGCAACGACAGAAAUGGGAGUCGGAAAGCAGCCGAGAUCGAGGUCUCGUUGCUGGCUACUUUCAAUCGGAUCUGGAUCAUGCAACAUCCGGAUUAUAGAGAUCAUCGAUUAACACUAGACCUCCUGGAGCAACUUCGUCCGCUCUGUGCCGAUCACCCGAACCUGGAGAUUCGCACGGCGUACAACCUAGUGCUAGCGGCAGUACAGACAAACCCGCCGAUCCCGAUGACGGCGGUCAAGAUGCACAUAUCAACGGCACUAAGCAACGCGCAGUCUCUAGGCAACGUGCAGACAUUGUCUAUCGCGCUCAACGUCAUGCGAGCCAAGCUUUUCCAGGAUAUCGUGGGUGAUCAGGCGCUGAAGAGUGCGAAGGCAGCUUCGAACCAAGCCAAGAGGAGUGGCAAUACGCUCUGGAUGAGCGUCGCUGACGGCAUGCUCGCACAGAGCUUCGACGUUCAGGGUCAGAGUCUGGACGCGCGGAAAGCCUGGGAAGAUGCGACGCAAUAUGCACGGCAAGCAUUCGAAAGGGAUGGGAAAUGA
Molecule: messenger RNA, 2790 nt
Organism: Annulohypoxylon truncatum
Lineage: Eukaryota; Fungi; Ascomycota; Sordariomycetes; Xylariales; Hypoxylaceae
Product: cohesin loading factor-domain-containing protein
Exons: 5
Coding region: 1-2790 (929 amino acids)
Biological process (GO): maintenance of mitotic sister chromatid cohesion; mitotic sister chromatid cohesion
Cellular component (GO): chromatin; SMC loading complex
Molecular function (GO): double-stranded DNA binding
Source: RefSeq, a predicted model, not a curated record